Messenger RNA from Schistocerca gregaria, 3471 nucleotides. Its product is annotated as ubiquitin carboxyl-terminal hydrolase 5-like. The transcript has 4 exons. The record is from RefSeq and is a predicted model, not a curated record. Gene Ontology annotation, molecular function: zinc ion binding; cysteine-type deubiquitinase activity. Gene Ontology annotation, biological process: protein deubiquitination. Bases 17 to 2386 code for a protein of 789 amino acids. NCBI's taxonomy places the organism in Eukaryota, Metazoa, Arthropoda, Insecta, Orthoptera, Acrididae.
ACUCUAAUCUUUUCCGAUGAACCUUGAAGACUAUCUUGAUCACGUUCGCAUUCCUGACUCAUCCACAUCUAUAUAUGUAGAUGAGUGUGCCUAUACAUUUCAUACCCAGGAAUAUGCAAACGGCUUAUUCGUCGACUUGCAUUCUUAUGUGGCGUUUUCCUUUGAAUACGUGCAACUGAAUUACCAGAGGACGAACCAUGCGGUCUAUCUCAAUAUAUACAAGGAGCGCGUUGCGAAGAUGAGAGAGGAGGCCAUUGAAGCGAUAGUCAAGCCGGAGAUGGUAGACAACGAAGAAGGGGCCAAGCUUUUGAAGUCGUGGUUGAACGAGGGCGAUUACGAGUAUGAGGUAUUGUAUUCCUUGGUGGUGUUACCUGAUUACGAGCGUUUCGAGGUGUCUGAGGACGCGUUACCGCCGAAGUUUUACCGGGCGGUUGAAGGCUUGCAAUUAAUGUUGGCAGCAGGUGGGGGCGCGCCGGAGGCGUCUUCUGGUUUGGUUGAGGUAGAGCCCCUGGAGUCGAAGUACGCUUAUGGAUUGUAUCAGGAGGAGGUCGAGAAGAAGGUGCCGAGAACAGGAUGGGCGUGUGCGAUUUGUGGUUUGACACAAAAUUUGUGGCUAAACUUGAGCGACGGUAUAAUUUUGUGUGGGAGGAAGUCGUACGAUGGAACAGGUGGGAAUGGUCAUGCGUUGGAUCACUACAACGAGACAGGGUAUCCUUUGGUGGUUAAGUUGGGGACGAUUUCUCCUUACGGUCGGAUUGACGUGUAUUCAUAUGCGCCCGACGAGAACGACACAGUGAUAGAUCCCCUGAUAGAGAGGCAUUUACUUCACUGGGGAAUUGACAUUCAAGAGAUGAAAAAGACUGAACAGACGACGUCCGAGAUGGAGAAGCGUCUUCAAUAUUCACACGAGUGGUCUCAGAUUUCCGAGGAGGACAAAGGUCUAGAGCCAGUGUACGGGCCUGGAUAUACAGGAAUGAUUAACUUGGGGAACACGUGCUACAUGGCGUCUAUUAUGCAGGUGUUCUUUUCGAUUCCCGCGAUUCAGUUGUGGUUUUAUCAUCAGGCAGGUUAUAUCUUUGAUGUGUCUCGCACCGACGUGCCUCCAACGGAUUUUUAUGUACAGUUGGCGAAGCUUGCAAACGGGCUGAUGUCUGGAGAGUAUUCUACGAAGCCCGACGACGAGGAGAAGUCCGAGCUGGAGGCGUUGGCAGCCAAAAGCGCUUUCAAGGUACAACUUGCUCAAGUUUUGUCCGAGGAAAAAGGAACUCGUUCUGAUUGGCCGUCCUGUCCGCCGGGUUGUCUGAGCGCUUUCCCGAAGUAUCGAGAGCGCGGAAUUCGUCCGACGAUGUUUCGAAACCUCAUCAAGAACAUUCAUGCCGACUAUGCGUCGAGUCACCAGCAAGACGCGAUGGAGUUUUUCCCUCGUUUACUGGAGUACUUGGCCAAGACAGAGAAGCAAUAUUUUUCCGAGGACGCGUUUGGCGAGUCGAUUCCGAGCAUGUCGUCGCUCUUUGAUUUUUUGCUGGAAGAGCGCACGUUGUACCGCGAUACUUCUCGAGUUCGGUACACGACUACGCGGAGCCAGGUAUUGACUCUGUCAAUUCCGUUCGAUCGUCUCGAGAACAAAGAGCAGUAUGAGCGAUAUUUGGAGCAGCGAAUGGCGGCCGAGAAUGACGAAGAUGUGGCGUUGGUCGUGCCGGUCGUUAGUUUAACGGAUUGCCUCGACUAUCUGACCGAGGAGAAACCGCUGGAUGACUCCGGAAUGUCCGUCCAGUCCCUGCGACUGGCGAGCAUGCCGGCUUACCUUGUACUCGAAAUUCACCGGUUCUACACAGAGAACUGGGUAUCCAAGAAGCUGGAUGUCAACGUGGUGUUACCCGACGAGUUGGACAUGGAAAAGUACAGGGGACGUGGCUUGCAGACCGGAGAAAUGGCGGUGUCUCCUCCACCUGAGUCCAAAAGCGCGCGUACGAGUCCUCCUAGCGACAAAAUAGAAAAGACGGGGGAAUGGGGUGAAAGCGUGCUUUUAUUGAUGGAAAUGGGGUUCAGCUACGAACGUGUCAUCCGUGCGCUCGACUGCUGUCAGGGAGACACUCAACGUGCCAUUGAAUGGUUGGUAUCUGGCCAAUCGAUGGACGAGGCUAAUACGGCACCGCCCCCGUCCUCUUCGGAAGAGACCCCGGAGCUGCCGGUGGAAGACGGGCCAGGGAAGUACGAGCUUUUCGCGACCGUCUCGCACAUAGGACAGUCAAUGGUGUGUGGGCAUUAUGUGUGUCAUAUCAAAAAAGAAGGGAAGUGGAUACUCUACAACGACGAAAAGGUCAUGCAGUCUCAUCAGCCUCCACUGGGCUUGGCAUACGGUUGUUUUUACCGGCGCAAGUCAUAACGCGAUAUAUAGAAUUCAGCAGCUUCUGAAGGUUCAAAUGCAUCUAAUAGUUUUCUAAAUACAAUUCAAAAGAGCGGAACAGUUAGCGGGUUUUCUGGCCGUGCACGGACGCAUUUUUCGUACCUUCUUGCGUGGACGAGUGAAGCACUUGAGCGAACUCUUCCAUGUACGAUAUUGACUCGAUCUGUUCGGAAAGCGAGUCUAUGACCGAAAACCCCGGAUUGAGGUGAAUCGACAGCGCGUCGUCUACCGUCGUAUGAUCACCACUCACACAAUAAUAGUCGCCAAAAUGGUUUAGAUGGCCGAAUUUUUCGGCGGGCAUUCUUUGCUCGAUGUGGUUAAUGGUCCACAGAGGGUCGUUUUCGAUAUUUUUUGACUCAAGCAUAGCCGAAUUUAGAUGAUUGUUCGUCGUUUUUACGACGCAUCCAUUCAUGUCGUAGGCGCUGGGUGAAUCCGUGAUCCACAGGCGGUCCAAGUAAUAACUGACGAGUUUCGAUCUCUCGUCCUCUACGGGCGGGGCCAAUUGGUCUCGACGACACGGGAUUAUCAAGUCAUCGUUCUGAAUUAGCUGGUCGAUGUUGUCUGGAAGGCUUUUUUUUCCGAAAACUGCGUUUUCUUCUGUCAUUGACGAAUAAUAGGCGCUUUUGCACACGGAUUCAUCGCUGCAUUUUCCAGAAGGCGACUCCACACCAAAUUCAUAGUUUUUCGGUCUAUAGUUUUGCUGAGAUCUAGACCAGUUUGACUGCUCUUCGCCAUAUCCUUGCUCGAACAAGUCCUCGGGAACCGCGUCAUCCAUCGACAGUUCGUCGACCUCCUGCGCCAGUGACUGCUUUUCUUUCUCUCCCUUCGCGAGCACGUUGCUCGAGAAGUCGCCUACCCCAUCCUGGGGGUCUGGCGCAGGGUCGAUACCCCUUCCGAGCGCACUCGAGCCUGCAAUCCAGCCGACGAACGAACGUUUAUCUUCCGCAUUGGACAGCUCUUGCAAUAGCACCAAAAUGUGCCGGCACACCUGUCGAAAUCGGCUAACGUUGUCGUCCUAGAAAAAACGCACGUCAAUGAGCCAAAUGCCUAAAAAAAACACAAAA